Molecule: messenger RNA, 13070 nt
Organism: Balaenoptera acutorostrata (minke whale)
Lineage: Eukaryota; Metazoa; Chordata; Mammalia; Artiodactyla; Balaenopteridae
Gene: TET1
Product: tet methylcytosine dioxygenase 1
Exons: 13
Coding region: 497-7000 (2167 amino acids)
Biological process (GO): positive regulation of transcription by RNA polymerase II; oxidative demethylation
Cellular component (GO): nucleus
Molecular function (GO): DNA binding; DNA 5-methylcytosine dioxygenase activity; zinc ion binding
Source: RefSeq, a predicted model, not a curated record
CUCCGGGGGGCUGACCUGGCGGGGAGUGGCAGCGCAGUCCGCUCCCGCGCCGCUUUGUGCGCGCAGCCGCUGGGCCCUCAGCUCCCGGGUCUGCCCCCCGGGACGCCCCCCUGCCCCGCCCCAGUCAUGCAACUCUACCUGCCUUUCCGCUGUGGACCUUUGGGAAGCAGUCGCCCACCCCGGGGGCUCGGGCCCUGACCCUGCCAGGAGCCGGUAGGUGUUCGCCCGGGGCGCGCCCGCGCCCCUCGCGCCCGCCGGGGCCCCGGGCUCCGAAGUUGUGGGGACGAGCGCAAGUUGGAAAGUUCGCCCGAGGGCUGGUGCAGGCUUGGAGCCAGGGGGACGCGCGCAGCCCUCGGAGCCUGAGGGGGCCAGUGACCAAAACCUCCUGCGACUGAGCACAACCAUGGUGCAUCCGGAUUCUCCUCAGAAGUGAGACUUUCCAAAGGACCAAUGACUCUGUUCCUCAUGCCCUUUCAGUUUUUCCUACUCCGUAGCUAUGUCUCGAUCUCGCCAUGCAAGGCCUUCCAAAUUAGUCAGGAGGGAAGAUCUAAACAAAAAGAAAAACAGCCAACUGAAGAAGGGAUCUAAGCCAGCCAACAAAAAUGUGGUGACAGUCAAGACUGUGAGCCCUGGAAAAUUAAAGCAAUUAAUUCAAGAAAGAGGUGUUAAGAAAAAAACAGAACCCAAACUGCCUAUGCCAGUCAGAAGCCUUCUGACAAGAGCUGGAGCAGCACGAAUGAAUUUGGAUAGGACUGAGGUUCUUUUUCAGAACCCAGAGUCCUUAACUUGCAAUGGGUUUACAAUGGCUCUCCGAAGCACCUCUCUUAGCAGGCGACUCUCCCAACCCCCAGCGGUCAUAGCCAAACCCAAGAAAGUUCCACCUCCUAAGAAUCUAGGAAAGCAACAUGAGUGUGAUUAUAAGGUACUUACUGACAUGGGAGUAAAGCAUGCAGAAAGUGAUUCAGUCCCAGUGCAAGACCCCUCAAUCCCUCCUGAUAUAGAGAAUCUAAUUGGCAUACAAAAUGCAUCAUUAAUAAAAGAUGAGAGCCAAGAGACAACCCAGUCUUGGUCCCAAAGUGUGGAGGAUUCCAAAAUAAAUCGCACUACUCAUAGUGGCCCUGCAGCAGAGGUUCUUUCUGGGUCAUUGGAAGGGACACGUGGUGGUGAAGGACUAUUCUCUAGAGAGACAUUGAAUGAUAUCAGUGAUUCCCCUAGAAUGUUUGCUCAGGACAUUCUCUGUGUUCCUUUGCUCCAAAAAGCAGCCCUCAGGGUUACCUCUGAAGGAAACCCCAGCAUUCAGUUAGAAGAUUUGGGUUCACGAGUAGAAUCUCUUAAGCUAUCUGAUUCUUACCUGGAUCCCAUCAAAAGUGAACAUGAUUGCUGCCCCACCUCCAGCUUUAAUAAGGUUGUACCUGAAUUGGACCUUAGAAACUGUUUGACUAUUGGUGGGUCAAUAUAUCCUACCUCAUUAAUAAAACUCCUCUUGGCAGGUUCAGAACAAGAAACCCUUGGUGCUAAACCAGAUCAUCAAGAGGUACUCAAAUCUACCCCAGAUGAACAGGAAGUUCCUGAUACCACCCCUGUCCUAGGACAGGCCUUUAGUGCUGUCCCACAUCAAUGGGAAGUUCCUGGUGCUAACCCAGUUCAUGGAGAGCCUCUGGGUGAGACCCCAGACCCACCAGAGAUUCCUGGUGCUAUUCCAGUCCAAGGAGAGGUCUUUGGUGCUAUAUUAAAUCAACAAGUCCUCGGUAUGGGUGGUGGUACUGCCUCAGACCCCGAUAUCUUUCUUCCUGCUCCUCUUAACCCAAUUGCUACCUGUAAUGCUCUCCCAGAAUGGCCUGAGCCCCAGAGCACUGUUUCAUCUGGGCUUGAGGUCCAGGGCACUCUGCAGAUUUUGCCUUCGGGCUUAGGUCACACUCCUCAACCAUCAUCAAACUCAGAGAUAAGUUCGGUACCUCCCGCAAUGGCUAUAAACAAUAUAGAAAAUAAGAAGGUUCAUAUAAGCUUUCUGCCAGCUAACACUCAGGGGUUCACAAUAGCCCCUGAGAGAGGACUCCACCAUGCUUCACAGGGCAUUGUCCACCUCUCCCAGGCCAGUCGCAGCAAAUUGGAAGGAGGGAGCUCCCAGAUCAGUGCCACCAGCAUGGUUGACAUCAACACCACAGUGGUGUCUAGGCCAGUGUCACUUGUCAGUACCUCCUCUUCUCCUUCCUACACAACUUUGCUACCUACUUUGGAAAAGAAGAAACGAAAGCGAUGUGGGGUCUGUGAGCCCUGCCAGCAGAAGACCAAUUGUGGUGAAUGUACCUACUGCAAGAAUAGAAAGAACAGCCAUCAGAUCUGUAAGAAGAGGAAAUGUGAGGAACUGAAAAAGAAGCCAUCCAUCAUUGUGCCUUUGGAGGUUAUAAAGGAAAACAAGAGGCCCCAGAGGGAAAAGAAGCCCAAAGUUUUAAAGGCAGAUUUUGACAACAAACCAGUAAAUGGCCCCAAGUCAGAAUCCAUGGAAUACAGUAGUUGUGGUCAUGAGGAAGAACAAAGAUUGGAAUUAAAUUCAUGUCCCUUAGAAAAUGUAACUAAAAAUGAAGAAAGUAUGACAGGUAUUGAAGUGGAAAAGUGGACACAAAACAAUAAAUCACACUUAAAUGAUCAUGUUAAAGGAGAAUUUAAUACAAUUAAAACAGAAGCUGAAAAUUUGAAAAGCUCUGAAGAUGACAGGAAAAAAAUCCUACUUACUGACCUCCUUGAACCUCAAAAAUUGUUUGCACAAACUGUAAGAAACGGCAUUAAAAAUGUACACUAUUUGCCAACUGAAACAAAUUUGUCUUUUAAAAAAAUCAACAUUGAAGAACUUGGCAAGGCAUUUGAAAACAAUCCUUAUAAAUUCCUGAAAGACACUGCAAACCAUAACAAUGCCAUGAGCGCCAUUGCUACUAGUGCGAGCUGUGAUCAUCUCAAGGGGAGAAGUAAUGUUUUGGUCAUUCAGAAGCCUGGCUUUAACUGUAAGUCUUUUCCAGAUCCUGCAAACUGCAACUUAAAUAGUCAUACUAGUAUACACAAUGAAAGUGAUCAACCAAAAUCCCUAGAAAUUAUAACAAAUAGAGAACUAAAAGAAGGAUCAACGCUUCAACCAAGUCUUCUAUCCCUAAUGAAAGAUAGGAGAUUAACACUAGAACAAGUAGUGGCCAUAGAAGCUCUUACACAACUUUCAGAAGCCCCAUCAGAAAAUUCCUCACCAUCGAAGUCAGAGAAGGAUGAAGAAACAGAACAGAGAACAGCUAGUUUGCUUAAUAGCUGUAAAGCUAUCCUGUAUUCUGUAAGAAAAGACCUCCAAGACCCAAAUUUACAAGGGGGGCCGCAAAGCCUUCAUCACUGUCCAUCUCUGGAAAAGCAAAGUUCAUGCAACACAUUGGUGUUCAAUGGACAAAAUAUUUCUAAGUCACACAACAGCUCACCUAGUGACCAAGCAUCCACAAAGGCACAGGAGUAUUCAACAGUCACAAAUUCAGUAUCUGUUUUUAUACCAAAUUCAAAUUCAUCUAAAACUGAUACCAAUAAAAAUGUUGCUCAAGGUAGAAUUGCUCUUGACAGUUCCAAAAAUUUGCAUCAGUUGACAACAACAACUAAUAAAUCGGAGUAUUGUAACCAGUCACUGGACAGCAGCAUCAAGUUGGACUCAAAGGAUGAUCCCUCAUGUCAAGAUACAGUUCAUAGUAAGAUAGAAGAAGAUGUUGCUGCACAGUUAACACAACUUGCAUCAAUAAUUAAAUUCAAUUGUAUAAAACCAGAGGACAAAAAAGUUGAAAGUACACCAACAAGCCUUGUUGCAUAUAAUGUACAGCAAAACUAUAGCCAGGAGAAGGGCACAAUAGAGCAUAAACCACCUUCCAGUGCACAAAAUAAUCAAGGACCUUCAGUAACAAAGCAAAAGAACACAAUCCAGAAAAAGACAAAAUCUACCCCAUCAAGAGAUCGACGGAAAAAGAAGCCUGUGAUCAUAAGUUGUCAAGAAAAUGACCAGAAAAAACAGGAACAGUUGGCAUAUGAAUAUAGUAAGUUACAUGACAUUUGGAUAGCAUCUAAAUUUCAAAGAUUUGGUCAAUUUGGUCCACAUGACUUUCCUAUUCUAUUGGGAAAAAUCCCUCCCCUAACCAAAGUAUGGAAACCACUGACUCAAAGGAGCUCAGCAUUAGAACACAAAAAAUUAUUUCCUCCACUCACUCAAAUAAAAUUUGAGCGAUAUUAUCCUGAAUUAGCACAGGAAAAGAUGAAGGUUGAACCCUUGGAUUCUCUCCCCAUAAUCCAGUUAAAAACAGAAUCCAACGGACAGGCGUUUACAGAAAAUGGAUAUGCUCAGGUACAGCCAACAGUGAAUGUCAAUCAGAAAGCUCAUCCUUUACUCCAGCCAUCCUCUCCAACUAACCAGUGUGCUAAUGUGAUGGCUGGCAAUGACCAAACACAGUUCCAACAGGAUGUUAAAGACCAAGUCACACAUCAGAGGCUGCCAACAUUGCCUGGUAUCUCUCAUGAGACCCCUUUACCGGACCCAGCACAAAUUCUCAGGAACCUAAAUGUAGUAUGUUCAGGUGGAAUUACAGUGGUUUCUACCAAAAGUGAAGAGGACGUCUGUUCAUCUAGUGUUGGAGCAUCAGAAUUUUCCCCAAUAGACAGUGCACAGAAAAGUUUUAAUGAUUAUGCGAUGAACUUCUUUACUAAUCCUACGAAAACCCUGGUGUCCACAACAAAAGAUUCUGAAUUGCCUACCUGCAACUGUCUUGAUCGAGUUAUACAAAAAGACAAAGGCCCAUAUUAUACACACCUUGGGGCAGGACCAAGUGUUGCUGCUGUCAGGGAAAUCAUGGAGAAUAGGUAUGGUCAAAAAGGAAACGCAAUAAGGAUAGAAAUAGUAGUGUACACGGGGAAAGAAGGAAAAAGCUCUAAUGGGUGUCCAGUUGCUAAGUGGGUUUUAAGAAGAAGCAGCGAUGAAGAGAAAGUUCUUUGUCUCGUUCGACAGCGUGCAGGCCACCACUGUCCAACAGCUGUAAUGGUGGUGCUCAUCAUGGUAUGGGACGGCAUCCCUCUUCCAAUGGCUGACAAAUUGUACUCGCAGCUUACGGAAAGUCUAAAGUCAUACAAUGGUCAUCCCACAGACCGAAGAUGCACUCUCAAUGAAAAUCGUACCUGUACAUGUCAAGGAAUUGAUCCAGAGACUUGCGGAGCUUCCUUCUCUUUUGGCUGUUCUUGGAGUAUGUAUUUCAAUGGCUGCAAAUUUGGUAGAAGCCCAAGUCCUAGAAGAUUUAGAAUUGAUCCAAGUUCUCCCUUACACCACUACUAUGAAAGAAUUACUAAAGGACGUAAUCCAGAAAGAAGAUAUAUGAAACCGGAACCAAUCUGUCCGGAACACGAGGCCAUGGAAAAAAACCUUGAAGAUAAUUUACAGAGUUUGGCUACAGAAUUAGCUCCAAUUUAUAAGCAGUAUGCUCCAGUUGCUUACCAAAACCAGGUGGCGCUUGAACACGUUGCUCAAGAAUGUCGGCUUGGCAAGAAAGAAGGUCGUCCUUUCUCUGGGGUCACUGCUUGCCUAGACUUCUGUGCCCACCCCCACAGGGAUAUUCACAACAUGAAUAAUGGGAGCACGGUGGUCUGCACUUUAACACGAGAAGAUAACCGCUCAUUUGGUGUUAUUCCUCAAGAUGAGCAGCUGCAUGUACUUCCUCUUUAUAAACUUUCAGACACAGAUGAGUUUGGCUCAAGGGACGGAAUGGAAGCCAAGAUCAAAUCUGGGGCCAUCAUGGUCCUCGCACCCCACCGCAGAAAAAGAACACGAUUUACUCAGCCAGUUCCUCGUUCUGGGAAGAAGAGAGCAGCAAUGAUGACAGAGGUUCUCGCACAUAAGAUAAGGGCUGUGGAAAAGAAAUUUAUUCCUCGAAUCAAGCGGAAGAAUAAUUCAAUGACAAACAACAGUAAGGCUUCAUCGCUGCCACUUUUAGGGAAUAAAACAGAGACUGUGCAACCUGAAAUAAAAAGUGAAACUGAACCCCACCUUAUCUUCAAAGGUUCGGACAACACUAAAACCUACUCACCGACCCCAUCCAUUCCUCACCCAGUGAAAGAGGCAAACUUAGCUCCAGGCUUCUCCUGGUCCCCUAAGACUGCUUCGGUCACAACGGUUCCUUUUAAGAACGAUGCAUCAGUUUCGUACGGGUUUUCAGAAAGAGGUAGCAAUCCCCACUGCACAAUGCCUUCUGCGAGACACAGUGGUGCUAAUGUAGCUGCUGGGGAAUGUGCUGAAAUUGCACAGCCUGGUGAAAUGGUUCCUCUUUCCACCUUGUCUACUCCCAUGACAGAUUCCCUGGGUUAUUCUGAGCCUCCCACUGGUCCAUCUGAGCAGCUAACUUGUAAUCAGCCAAACCAGCAGCCCCCAUUCAUCCCUUCUCCUCAUGAACUUGCUUCUUCUCUGGCGGAAGAAGACGAGCAGCAUUCUGAAGCAGAUGAGCCUCCAUCAGAUGACCCCCUAUCAGACGACCCCCUGUCACCUGCUGAGGAGAAACUGCCCCACAUUGUUGAGUAUUGGUCAGACAGUGAGCACAUCUUCCUGGAUGCCAAUGUUGGUGGGGUGGCCAUAGCGCCCGCCCACGGCUCUGUUCUGAUCGAGUGCGCCAGGCGAGAGCUUCACGCCACGACUCCUGUCGAACACCCCAACCGGAAUCACCCUACACGCCUCUCUCUUGUCUUCUACCAGCACAAAAACCUGAAUAAGCCCCAACACGGUUUCGAACUAAACAAGAUUAAGUUCGAGGCGAAAGAAGCAAAGAAUAAGAAAACUAAAGCCUCCGAGCAGAAAGACCAGGCAGCUAACGAGGGUCCUGAACUGUCCACUGAAGUUAAUGAAUUUAACCAGAUUCCUUCCCACAAAGCGUUGACAUUAACCCAUGACAAUGUUGUCACCGUGUCCCCUUAUGCUCUCACACAUGUUGCGGGGCCCUAUAACCAUUGGGUCUGAAGGCUUUUCUCCCCUUCUUAAUGCCUUUGCGAGUGCAGUGUAUUUUUUCAAGGUGCUCUUAAAAGAAAGUCAUGUUGUCGUUUACUAUAUCUUCAUCUCACCCAUUUGAAGGCUGAGGUAAAACAAAAAAAAAAUGGGGGGUGGGUAUUUCUUAACUGUGACUAUAUUUUGACAAUUGGUAGAAGGUGCACAUUUUAAGCAAAAAUAAAAGUUUUAUAGUUUUAAAUACAUAAAGAGAUGUUUUGGUUAGGUGUUAACCUUGGUAGAAUCACUCAGUUUGGUGCUUUAAAUUGUUUACUAUGAAACGAGUCAAUUUUAGAGGAUUUUAACAGGUUCAUGUGCUAUGAUGUAAAAUUAAGACACGCAGUGUUAACUCUACACAGCUUCUGGUGCUUAACCACAUCGACACAAAAAUAAGCUGAAUUAUUAUUUCAUGGUGCCAUUGUUCUAACAUCUUCCAAUCAUUGCUAGAAACUCGGCAUAUUCCUUUGAAAUAAACCAAUGAAAUGUUUUCUCUCUUAAAAUCUCUCUCCUGUAUAAAAUAAUUCAUUAUUGUUGGUGAUGGUUGGAGGCUGUUCAUAAAUUGUAAAUAUAUAUUUUAAAAGCACUUUCUAUUUUUAAAAGUAACUUGAAAUAGUAUAGUAUAAGAAUCCUAUUGUCUGUUGUUUGUGCAUAUUUGCAUACAAGAGAAAUCAUUUAUUCUUGCUGUGUAGAGUUCCAUCUUGUUACCUGCAAUAUGUAUUCUAAUCAUGUAUAUGGUUUGUGUUUAAAUGAGUCCUUUCUCAUUCAAAGAUUAGCUACUUAUAUAAAAUAGUUAGGUCAUGUAAAAAUGAUUAAUUCUCUCUAAAAUUGGAAUUAGGAAGCAUAUUACCAAUAUUGAUUAACUUUUCUUUGGAACUAAAUAAGAAUGGUCUCUUCUGAUUUAUUGAACAACAAUGGCCCUAAUUUACUUUCACCCCAGCUUUCUCAAUAUAAUCCAUGAAAGGUGUUUCCAAAAGGAGAUGAGACAUAAUAGGAUUCUGAAGAGUCAAAUGCUUCUAAAGUUUCAAGGUGAUAAAAUACAAAAAUUAAGUAGCAAGAACCUUAUCUACCCCAAAUUGCCUUAUUCAUUCUGAAAGUCAUUCUGGUCCAGGAUAAGAAUAAAUUUCCUGUAGAAAUCUUUUGAAAAUAAAUUCCCUAUCAUCAUCAUCACACCCCCCCACACACUGUAAACAAACAGUAGGAAUGGUAUUAUAAGCAUGGUUUGUCCAUUAAGAGCUAAUCCAAAGUAGUUCAUCUAAGUAUAUUGUUCUGGGGAAAUGUUAACUCAUGUUCUUCUAGGUAAUGGGAAAAUAGGCAUUCCAUUUACUUUAGUCCCCCCCCCCCAUUACUUUAUUGACUCAUUUUAUAGCAAAACAAAAGUAAUUGCCCAAACAAAAUGUUUAGAACAAGAAGAAAUUUCAAUGAAAUACUUGAUUCUGUUAAAAUGCAGAGGUGCUAUAACAUUCAAAGUGUCAGAUUCCUUGGGAGUAUGGAAAACCUACUGGUGCUUCUCCCUUGGAAAUGCCAUAGGAAGCCCACAACCGCUAACACUCACAAUUCUGGUGCAAAAGCAAAAGUUCCAACAAGCUCUCUAAAGGAAAACUCAUUGUAACUUAUAUUAAAAUAAUAUAUGGUGCAAAGUAUCAGUUUCAAGCUUUUGACUAAUUUUGAAUAAAGGAAUAUGAAGGGAUUGUAAAUAACAAAAUGUCCAUUGAUAGACUAUCAUCUUGUCAAGUAGAUUUCUGCUUCUUGAAUAUGUAAAAUAGAGUAAUUCAUUGACUUGUUUUAGUAUUUUGUGUGCCUUAGAUUUGUUUUAAAACAUGUAUAUUUUUGUGAGCCUAAGGUUACUUAUACAUAUAAGUAUAUAAAUAAGUGAUUGUUUAUUGUUUCAGCUGCUUCAAUAAGAUAUUACUAGUAUUAGACUAUCAGGAAUACACCCUUGUGAUAUUUUGUUUUAGAAUUUAGGCCUUAGCUCCCACUAGAAAUUAUUUCCUCACCAGAUUUAAUGGAUAAAGUUAUAAGACCCUUUAUCCAUCCACCCAUCUAUCCAUUCUUCCAUUCAAUUUUUAUUGACUGUCCCCCAAAUUUAAGUAUUAGCUUUUGUUUUUCUUUGUCACCACCCAUGACAUAGUAAACUUGAAGAAUUAAAGUCCUAAAAGAUAAUCUAACACAUAUUUUUCAAAAAUAGCAAAUUUCCUUCAAAACAAUCCAUUGUGAUACAUCUGCAGCAAUUCAAAUCAGUUUGUCACCAACUUUAAAUAAAUUCCUGAACAAUCUAAACUUGAAGCACCAAUGUUGACUUAGGGGAAUAUUUGGAUUUGUGAAGUUAGUUGCAAUUUACCAAAACAAGUACAUGAAAAUACCCUAUCUCAACUAAAAUAUUUCCAUUCUGUUAUUGUAAGUAACACCAUGAAUGGCCUGCCUCAACUGAUAACCCCUUGGUGGGACCCACAUAUGAUUCCUUCCUUGUUGAACUCUAUUUCCUAAAUUACACAGUGUACCAUCCCGUUGUUUGCCCUGUGACUUUUUUUUUUUUUUUCAAAGCUCAUGCUUAUUCAGUGUCCUGCAGCAUUGUGAUUGUAUGCUGGCUAUACUGUUUUUAGAAUGCUCUUUCUCAUGAAGCAAGGAAAUAAAUUUGUUUGAAAUGACAUUUUCACUCAGAAAACUGGUCAUCUAACAUUAUUUCUACACUUCUGUUAUGUUUUACUGUACUAUCACCUUUUGUUUUACCCCUUUUAUAGCACUCGUUGGGUUUUCAAUCUUCUGCCUUUGUUCAUGGUAUGAUAAUUGAAUUCAUUGAUACUUGACUCCCAAGUUAGCCCAACCUGUUCAUAGUAGUUACAAAGUUACCAACUAUAAUGAGAGAAUAAUUCCUACCUGUUGUAGAAUCCUACAAAAUGUCAUACUGCCCUUCAAAAUCCUGCUUCUAAUGGAUCUCAGGCCAUCGAUGAAAAGUUUUUCUUGUGCUUGUCAGCCUCACCUACAUCUUUCCAAUUCAUCCACAAAGUACCAAUACAUCAUGUCAUAAACCUGAUUGAAAUAUAUUAUUGGAAAGUGAGGCUAGCUGAAAAUGUUUAACUAUAGGUAAAUUUUUGCAACAUGUUAGCAAAAUGUUUGCAUCUUAAAUAACCUUCCACAACUUUAUUAUGCAAUCUGCAUGUGGAUGAAACAAUUUCAUUUGUUAAAUAUAGAAUUUCAACUAGAUGAGAUUCAUAAGCAAUUAGACAUAACCCCACUGCAUAGUUAAUUGAAUGCAUACCCCUGUGUAAAUGAGAUACUGGCUUAAUUCAUAUGAAGUAACCUACUUUCUAAUGUUACUACUUCAGUGGACUCCUACUGAUUAUCAUUUAUUUCACAAUAGCAUGUAUGAAAAUCACCCCAAUCUAUUUAAAUUAGUCUUCUUAAAACAAAUUAUAUCUUUUAUCUGGAACAAACUUUUGACAUUGCAUGACAACUUCCACUGAAUAUGGGCACAACAUUUCCUUUGAAUGUGCCAAGUAAAUCAGUAGCUGUAUGUGACCUUUAAUAUAUAGCUACCUUCUAUUUCACAACUUCUUGAUGCAUGGAAAUCUUUUUUGUCUAGAUUCAGUACAACUGGGAAUUUUGAUCUUUUGUAGAAAUUUUUGAUGAGAAUUGUGAAAUAAGGUAAUAUAGAGGCCUCUCACAGCCCUGGAAGACACCUUAGAAGACAUACAAUUCAAUCACUGGAGCCCAGACAGCAGAUGUGAGUGUCAAUGUGCAAUUAUGUUUGUAAUUAAAAUUUAAACAGUCAAAUGAAGGCCACUUUGUGGUUAGGAGGACUGUAGGAAAACAGACUUGAUCUGCUCACCCACAGGGGAUUUUAUCGCUGGGAAGUAACCUUAUUUUUGGUACAAGUCAAAAAUAAAAUGGCUUUGAGUUUUUUUCUGAGUGGUUCAGGGAAAGAAUUUAAGUGAAAUUGGAUCAAGAUUUCCCUGCCUGCAGAGUUUUGUGGGCCUUGUGUGGGAAAUCUAGAUGACUUUUACCUAUGAAGCUGUCCUGUUAAUUCAUCUCACAAAAUGUGGCAAUAGUCCUAUUUGCUAUUUCAAUAAACAAAUAUCAAGUACUGAUAGAGUAAAGGUUUUUAUUUCCCCUCGAACAAGUGUUUGGCAUAUAUAAGGAGUCAGAAAAGACUGAAUGGUUGGAAUAAUUGGGGAAAGUAUAUUUCUAUUGUACAUACUCCCUAGCCAUAGUUGUACAGUCUAUUCACACUCUUGCCUAGUUGGCCUCACAGCUAAGUCCCAGCAUAGUUUAUUUUGAUGGGACUAUCCAUGAGUAUUAGAAUAGUUUUGCUUUGCACAGCUCCUAAACUUGCCCAUAAAUGUAUCGAACUUGUGUAACUUCAAUGUCAGUGGUUGUGGCACACUUAACCAAGUGAUAGAAUCAGUGCUCUGAUUUCUGAAGAAGUCUGGAUUUAUCUAAAUCAAAUUAUGCUCCAUGUUGAGCUUUCUUCUAACAGGUUUAGAAAAUGAUGCCAGGAGCAGUCCCUCAGAACUAUCUGAGAGAUUGCCUCCUGGGCUUGAAUUCCUCAGAAAGUCCUCUGAAUAAAACACAAUUCUCAACUUAAAAAAAAAAAAAAAGAUGCCGUCCACGGCUCUGGAAUACAGUUUGGAAAGAAUCAGUAUGUCCUUUAUCAGAAGUGCAAUUUGUGUAUUUUCUUAAAAUGUUUUGAGAAUCAUUGGGAUCUUUGCUUUUCUCUAGUGUAUAAAAUAAGAGUGUAAGUUCCUCUGUUAAUUUUGGAGAUGGUGGAGCUCGCUUUUAUGCAGGACAUCACUUUUCUUGUCCACAGUGAACUCUACAAACUUUAAUUCUCUGCGUUCCAGGACCUGAAUGACUUUGUUUCAAUGCCAGUUUCUUCUGGGCACCCAAUCAAAUACCAUUGUUCGCUUCAAAGGGCAUGAGUUUUGUUCCUUCAAGUAAUCCAAAUGUAUUUCUAAUUUCGCCACUCCUCAUUUUCCCUUCUUCUGUAAGGGCACCAAAAUGUGUUUCUCUUUGGCUAGUAUACAAUGUUUAAUAUUUCCAGCUUUAAAAGUCUAACAUUAAUCUUUUCUUUGUUGGUUGUACUCCUUUCCCAUCCCUACUGUGAUGUCCGUGACCCUGCCUGGGUCAUAAAUUUUCUUCUAGUUUGUUCAGCCAUAGAUGUCCCUUAAAUUAAAGCAAAACUUAGUCUAAGGUGGAAAUGUUAUAUAUUAGUCGAUUUAACCCAUUUAUGUGUGAGUGCAACUUUGGAAACCCUGGGGUAACAGUAUAAACCUAGUUUUCCUAAAAAUUAAAAAAAAAAAAAUUUCCUAGCAGCUGUUAUGAAAGGCAUUCUCUUGUCUCAUUCAUCAGGAAAAAAAUCUCGCAACUGUCAGAAACAUUUUCAUUUUUGGAGAAACUAUAUUGGAAAGUAAAUUGGUUUCUUCUCCAUUUGGCUAGGCGUAAACUUAUCAUCUUUGACUAGAAACUCUGCUUGUUAUUAUUUUUCUUUUCUCAUUUUACUGAAGCUACAAUGUCACUAAGUGUACUUUCAUUCUUUUUACAGUUUUUAAUCCUCUUGAAUUUUCUUUAAAUUAAAACUCUAUUGCUUCCACCCUCUCUGUUCUGUCUCCAUCCCCCAUGUCCCCUACACAAACACACAGGGUUCAUUUUAAGGAUAGCAGUGAUCUGGCUCAGGUUGUCUUUUCCUGUCUUUUAAAAUUGUUUCACCAAUCCUUUUUGGAAUAAUACCAAAAAGAAUUAAAAGCUUUUAUUCAGCCCUUUCAGUUAGAGGCAAAUUCAGUUUUUAGGAACCCCAGGUUAGCAUCAAGUGUUCCCCUUACCUAUCCCAGCAAUGUUUGACCCUCAACUUAUUUAUUAGUGUUUGAGUGUUUUACAAAAAGUUGUGUAAGAAGUUAUAUAUUCUAGCACUCUGUUCGGCUCUGCUAUUUCUGUAUAACGCAUCAUACUAAUUAUCAAUUGUCUGACUGGUGACUUUGAAUUAUCAGGUGUGAUCUAUAGCAGCGGUCCCCAACCUUUUUGGCACCAGGGACCGGCUUCAUGGAAGACAAUU